Molecule: messenger RNA, 363 nt
Organism: Microthlaspi erraticum
Lineage: Eukaryota; Viridiplantae; Streptophyta; Magnoliopsida; Brassicales; Brassicaceae
Source: the annotation of a GenBank genome assembly
AUGCUUCUCUAUUGGUCCAUUCUCCAGGUUGCAGCGAUAAUUGCAGGUGUAGCUGUUGCAGCUGCUGCUUAUGCUGGUAAAUACGGAAUUGAGGCGUGGCAGGCGUUCAAGGCAAGACCACCGAGGCCUAGACUCCGCAAGUUUUAUGAAGGUGGUUUCCAAGCGACAAUGACUCGCAGAGAAGCCGCUCUAAUUCUCGGUGUUAGGGAGAGUGUAGUGGCAGAGAAGGUGAAGGAAGCUCACCGGAGAGUGAUGGUGGCUAACCAUCCAGACGCAGGUGGAAGCCAUUACCUUGCUUCUAAGAUCAACGAAGCCAAAGACAUGAUGCUUGGCAAAACCAAGAGCUCUGGUUCUGCGUUUUGA